This is a messenger RNA of Tetrahymena thermophila SB210, 642 nucleotides long. RefSeq names its product transmembrane protein, putative. The record is from RefSeq and is a predicted model, not a curated record. The transcript has a single exon. NCBI's taxonomy places the organism in Eukaryota, Ciliophora, Oligohymenophorea, Hymenostomatida, Tetrahymenidae.
AUGCAUUAUAUUUUAUGGAUUUUUGUUAGUCAUAUCCAAAUUAAAAACUAAAAAAAUUAAUUUCUCAAUAAAUAUUUUUUCUAUUUUAAUUUCUAAUUUAAUUUUAAAACAUCUAUUACUUUUCUUAACCUUAUAAUUUUAGAUUACUCAAAUAUUAUUCUAAUUCAUAUUAUUGUCCACUAUUUACUUAUUUAUUUAUUAUAAAUCAAUAAAAUUAUCAGCAUUUUCCUUUGCAAAAUGGUUAUGUAAAAUCUUAGUAUAGCAAAACGCCUAAUUAAAAUCUAGUGGUAUGGCAACCUCUAGACAUUAAUUAGGCUAGGUUUUUAAAUAAAAAUUAUUAUUAAUUUCAAUAAUACGUAAUACAAUUUUUUUAUAUUUUACUAAAAAAAAAAUGCAUCCUAAAUUCAAGAUUAUGUCAAUUUAUUUAUUGAAAAUGUAUAGAAAAUUUGCUUAAAUUAAAUUUAUUUUAAUUUAAAUAUGAAUUAAAAUCAUAUUUUCUAUAUUUAUUCUUUAAAUUAUCCAAAAAAGUAUAAAAAAAUAAAUUUUUCUAAAAAAAAUCUAUAACAGAAAUAUCUACUUAUAAAAAUUAUUUUUAUAAUACUUAAGAAAGAACAAUAACUGGUAGAAUUUUUUCAAAUAUGA